Molecule: messenger RNA, 1954 nt
Organism: Chenopodium quinoa (quinoa)
Lineage: Eukaryota; Viridiplantae; Streptophyta; Magnoliopsida; Caryophyllales; Amaranthaceae
Product: protein trichome birefringence-like 23
Exons: 3
Coding region: 319-1632 (437 amino acids)
Cellular component (GO): Golgi apparatus
Molecular function (GO): O-acetyltransferase activity
Source: RefSeq, a predicted model, not a curated record
AAUUUUAACAAAAACGGAGUACUUCUUAACCUUAUUUAUCAUUUCAUUAUAUUGAAGUAUCCAAGAUCCGACGUCAAAUCUCGCUCACAUUAUUUAUCAUUUGCGACUCUCCAUCUGCACCCCCACCCCAAAAAAAGAAAAGGGUAGGCAAAACAGUUGAGACUCGAGAAGGAUAAAUUGUGUCGGCAUCAGACAUUCAGGCCCCAACUCACUGGUGUGACCUCUCUCCUCUCUUCUUCUCCUUCACUUUCAUACAAAAUAGAAAGAACAAAUUAGAGAUAGAAAUUAAUUUCAGAGUUGGGUUUUCUGGAAAAUAACAUGCAGUGGUACUCCAAAAUGUGGGCACUUCACAAACACAAAUUAUCAAUUUUCAAAUUAGGGGUAAUGAUUUUAGCUACUACUCUUGCUCUUCGAGUUUUUCUCUACAAUAAUAGCUCUAGAUUUCCUCCUGAUUCUUCCCUUUUUCAAAGAAUCACUUCAAUUCAAUCCCGUUCUUCUUCUUCGUUGUCUGAACCAAUUGAUGGUUCUGAUUCUAGUUCUUCAGAUUCCGGAAAUUCUGAUCAAUUGCCUAAAAAACGAGAAAAGUGUGGCGAUCUUUUUAAUGGGGAUUGGAUCCCAAAUCCAGCUGGACCUGCCUACAUUAAUGAAACUUGCAAUUUCAUUGAAGAGCAUCAGAACUGCAUGAAGAAUGGGAGGCCUGAUUCAGAAUAUCUCUACUGGAGGUGGAGUCCAAGAAAUUGUGAGUUACCUCAGUUCAAUGCAAUGACAUUUCUAGAGAUGAUGGAGAACAAAACUUGGGCAUUUAUAGGUGACUCUAUCUCUCGAAAUCAUGUGCAGUCCUUAAUUUGUAUGCUCUCAAAGGUGGAAGAAGCAGAAUUGUUUUAUCAUGAUGAAGGAUACAAAUCUAAAGGAUGGCGCUUCCCAUCUUACAACGUGACCGUAUACGUUAUAUGGUCUCCUUUUCUGACAGACGCAACUAUUUAUGAAGAUAUCAACGGUGUCUCAACUCAGGAUCUUGAACUGCACCUUGACAGACUUGAUAAGAAGUGGACUGAUUUGUACAAAAACCUGGACUACAUGAUCUUCUCCUCUGGAAAGUGGUUUCUCAAACCAGGAAUAUAUUAUGAGAAUGAAACAGUAUUGGGAUGUCAUAAAUGUCAGAAGAACCUCACUGACCUCAGUUUAGAGUUUGCUUACCGCAAAACUCUGCAGUUAGUGUUCAACUUUGUUGCUACAUCUGAUCAUAAAGGGUUAAUCUUUUACAGGACUCUCACACCUGAUCAUUUUGAAGGUGGGGAGUGGUCUAGUGGAGGAAAGUGCAAUAGAACUGUCCCAUUUAAAGAUGGUGAGGUUGAGAUGAAGUACAUGCAAAAACUGCUGCGACAAAUUGAGCUCAAGGAAUUUGAGAGUGCAGUAGCUAGGGCAUCUGAAAAUGGUGUGCAACUAAGACUUCUAGAUUUUAUGAAGCUUUCCUUGUUAAGGCCUGAUGGGCACCCUGGUCCAUAUCGACAACAUUACCCUUUUGCAGUGGAUGAAAAUGCACAAGUCCAGUAUGAUUGUUUGCAUUGGUGCUUGCCUGGGCCUAUAGACGCUUGGAAUGAUGUAAUCAUGGAAAUGAUAGUGAAUGGAUGAGUUCUUUUGAAGAGACUGCUAAACAAGAUAUGGAACGGUGUGUGAAUACUAAAUGAGCAACAUCAUUCAUGAGUAAAUAGAGGACAUCACCCUAUGGUGGGUUAUACGAAAGGUUAAAGUCAACUUUUUUUUUCUCCCCAGGUUUCCAAGUUAUUAGUCCUAAUUUUGUGAUUCUCUUGGCUGAUUUAUUGUAUUUCUGAUGUAAUGGACUAAUGGGUAGAUGAGAACUUUCUGAAAAGGUCAUUGCUGCUGUUAUCUCUCAUGGUAAAUUAUAUUCCUGAUUUAAUGGCUCGUUUUGGUUGUCAUUUCUCUGAACUGUGAA